CGCUCUCCGAACAUUUCUCUGCGAAACAAAAACACCCAGAAUGGCUGCCACCUUCAAGAACAUCAAGGCUCUCCAGCCUCUCCUCGACCGGGUCCUCGUCCAGCGAUUCAAGCCCGAGACCAAAACCGCCUCUGGUAUCUUCCUCCCUUCCUCUACCACCCAAUCUCCUCUCCCUGAAGCCACCGUCAUCGCUGUGGGCCCCGGUGCUCGCAACAAGGACGGCGACGUCACUCCCGUCUCUGUCAAGCCCGGAGACAGGGUUCUUUUGCCUGGAUGGGGUGGUAGCCCUAUCAAGGUCGGCGAAGAGGAGUUCCAUCUCUUCAAGGACGCCGAGAUCCUCGCCAAGAUCAACGAGUAAACAAGCACUGGCUCUCUAGUGUGUAGUACAUGCAAGCAUGUAGACCGUCUUGGGUUUUUGGAUAAUCUCGAAAGGGCGUGCCGGGCAGACGAUGGGAUGCGAGAUGAAAAUAACAGUGUCAGCAGUCAACAUAAUGCAUAGUUCAUACCCCGCUCAACCGUCUCGUAUUGUGUAUGGUCAUGCUACGUCGCUGAAAGUGU
Molecule: messenger RNA, 558 nt
Organism: Cryptococcus deneoformans JEC21
Lineage: Eukaryota; Fungi; Basidiomycota; Tremellomycetes; Tremellales; Cryptococcaceae
Exons: 4
Coding region: 41-358 (105 amino acids)
Cellular component (GO): mitochondrial matrix
Molecular function (GO): protein-folding chaperone binding; ATP binding; protein folding chaperone
Source: RefSeq, a predicted model, not a curated record